AUGACAAAAACGAUUAGCUUAGGAAGAUACUUAUUCGAGAGAAUACGUCAAGAUCCGCUCUCUACUCGUUCUGUGUUUGGUGUUCCUGGUGACUUUAAUCUUACCUUAUUGGACAAAAUUGAUGAGGUUGAUGGGCUCACUUGGAAGGGAAAUGCUAACGAAUUGAAUGCUGCUUACUCUGCUGAUGGUUACAGUAGAGUUAAAUCUGGUUUUGAAGCAGAAACAGGGGGAUUUGCUACUUUGAUCACAACUUUUGGUGUUGGUGAAUUAUCUGCUCUCAACGGAAUUGCAGGAAGUUAUGCGGAGCAUGUGGGAUUGUUACAUGUAGUUGGUAUUCCUUCAGUCGCUUCACAACAAAAGCAAUUGAUGUUGCACCACACAUUAGGUAAUGGCGAUUUCACUGUUUUCGCAAGAAUGUCCGCCAUGAUUACUUAUACUACUGGUGUUAUCAGAGAUGCUGCCAAUGCCACUGCAGAGAUUGACCGUUGUAUCAGAGCUGCUUACAUUAAUCAGAGGCCUACAUAUUUAGCUUUUCCAGCAAACAUGGUCGACGUUCAAGUCCCAGCAGAGUUGUUGGAUACUCCUCUUGACUUAGAAGUUCCUUCAAAUGACAAAGAUGCCGAGGAGGAGGUUCUUGAUAGAGUUACAAGUAUGAUAGCUAAAGCUAAGAACCCAACUAUCAUAAUCGAUGCUUGUUGUGCUAGGCACAAUGCAACUCAGGAGGCAAUUGACUUGAUCAACCUCACAAAGUUCAAGUUUGCAAUUACUCCUAUGGCGAAGGGAGUAAAGUUUAUAGAUGAAGAACAUGAAAGAUACACGGGUGUUUAUGUUGGCUCAUUAUCAUAUCCUCAUGUCAAGAGUUCAGUUGAAGAAUCUGACUUGAUUAUUUCAUUAGGUGCAAUGCUUUCCGAUUUUAACACCGGCUCCUUUAGUUAUUCUUUCCAAACUAAGAAUGUUAUUGAAUUUCACUCUGAUUAUACAAAGAUCAAAUUGGCUAACUAUCCUGAGGUGAGAAUGAAGGAGGCAUUGAGAGGGCUUAUCAAGUCGCCUAAAUUGAAAAGCGCUUUGAAAGAUUUCAAGCCAGAGAAAGUACUCAAGGAUCCAUUCGUAGAAGAAAAACAAGUAAGCAGUGGGCCCAUCACUCAAAAAUGGUUGUGGACAAGACUUUCUUCAUGGUUGAGAGAGGGUGAUGUUGUUCUUAGUGAAACUGGAACUUCAUCUUUCGGUAUAAUUCAAACGAAAUUUCCUAAAAAUACAAUUGGAAUUAAUCAAGUAUUGUGGGGCUCAAUUGGAUACUCAGUAGGUGCAGCAUUUGGUGCUGUGACUGCUGCUGAAGAGUUGGAUCCAAAUAGAAGAGUCAUUUUAUUUGUCGGUGAUGGUUCUUUACAAUUAACUGUUCAAGAGAUCUCGUCAAUGUUAAGACAUAAAAACAAUAUAUAUGUAUUUGUUCUUAACAAUAGUGGUUAUACUAUCGAAAGGUUGAUUCAUGGCAGGACUGCAGAAUAUAAUGAUAUUCAACCAUGGGAUCACUUAAAACUCUUGGAAACCUUCAAGGGUGAAAACUACGAAACUUUAAGAGUUUCAACCGUAAAUGACCUUAAUAAAAUAUUCGACGACGAGAAGUUUGCCAAGAAUAACAAAACAAGAUUAAUUGAAAUCAUGCUAGGCGAAUUUGAUUCGCCAGAAAAUUUGAUCAAACAAGCAGACUUACUGGCCAGUAUAAAUAAAGGUAAUUAA
This is a messenger RNA of Priceomyces carsonii, 1737 nucleotides long. RefSeq names its product indolepyruvate decarboxylase 1 (gene PDC11). Gene Ontology annotation, cellular component: cytosol; nucleus. The transcript has a single exon. The record is from RefSeq and is a predicted model, not a curated record. The coding region runs from base 1 to 1737 and encodes 578 amino acids. NCBI's taxonomy places the organism in Eukaryota, Fungi, Ascomycota, Pichiomycetes, Serinales, Debaryomycetaceae. Gene Ontology annotation, molecular function: magnesium ion binding; thiamine pyrophosphate binding; pyruvate decarboxylase activity.